CAUGAGACUAUGUACUUUUUAAACUGCUAAUCCACAAUUACAAUGGAAAUAAAGUACACGUGUAUAUUUUUUUUUUCUCGGAGGGAUUCAUUUUUGCCUAAGCAGCGUUGCUUCUGGACUCGAUGUCAAUUCGCGGACGCAGCCUCAAGGCGAUGCCUCUGAAACGCACAAGGACCGAGUCUGCCAGCCUAUAGCAUCCUCGCCAUUUUCCAGCCUGCCGGAAACAGAUUCUAUCGUCACCGCGACAGUCCGGAGGUACAGCCCAGCCAGUUGCUAAGGAGACCGCGCAUGAGUCUUGGUUGGGCCCGCGAGAUAUAAACUGAGAAAAAGGCCGACUUACGCCUGUGUGACUUGGAGCGAGAAGGAAAGCUGUAGCGUCGUAGUUCCGAUUUAUUUCCGUCUUCAAAUGAUUCGUGCUACGAUAUUCGCCCGUCUCGCUCGGUAUCGUCGCUGGUUUGUGUAGCAGAGCCUGGAGGAAAAUGCUGCUCCGAUCUCGCAGGAUCCCGGCCCGGCCGCCCAGCGAGCCGAGCACCCCGCGGAGCCUCCGCCCUCGCUCCCCCAGCCGGAGAGCGCCGCCGUCGGCCAAGGCAGGCGGGAGAGCAGCGGUCAGAGGGGAGGUGGGACUGGACUCCCUGCAAGACCCGGAGGAGGAAGAGGUCCAUGUCCUGAAGCCCCUGACCAUGCAGACGCGAAGCAAAGGGAAAGUGAGCAAGACCGACAGUGAAGAUUUUAAGACUCCUGUGAAAGGCCAGCAGCUGAGGGUGAGGUUUGAGAUGGACGAGAGCUCGUGUAAGAACACUGCCGUUCGAAACAUUUGUUCUCCACUUGUCCACUUCCUGCUGCCAGGACAGGAUGAUGAGAAGUCACCCCAGCCAGAGCAAGAGGUGUUUGAUUACAGCCGUUUCAACCCUGUGCUUAAGGACGAGGACAACUGUAAGGAGUGCGACCUUUACACCUUCAUCAAGAGCAUUCCCUUGCAGUCCCAGCAUUCCAAAGUCCGCAUCAGGGAUAUCCCUGUGAAAACCAGGAGCACCCCUGAAGCCACCCUGGUCCUGGAUCUGGAUGAGACAUUAGUGCAAAGUUCACUCGGUGUGAUUCCAAAUGCUGAAUACACAUUCCUUGCUCGCUUCCAGGAUCAGGAAUACAAGGUCUACAUGAAGGUGAGGCCUUAUGUGCAAGAGUUCCUAGAAAACAUGACAAAGAUAUUUGAAAUAUUUGUUUAUACGUCUGCCAAGAAAGAGUAUGCAGAGAAGAUCUUGGACAUCUUGGAUCACCAGAAAAGACUGAUUCGGCAUCGCUUGUACCAGGAAGACUGUUUGUGCAUCAUGGGGCACUACAUCAAAGAUUUAACUAUCCUGAACAGAGACCUGGCCAAGACUGUCAUUGUGGGCAACGAUCCCUACACUUUCCCCUACCAUUUGAUGAACAUGAUCCCCAUCCAGAGGUGGACUGGGAACAAAGACGACAAGGCGCUCCCUAGGCUGGCCCCAUAUCUUGAGAAAUUGUCAGACACUAGGGAUUUCCGACGGGUACUAAAGAGGAGGACAGAUAAUUUUCGGGGACUACUGUCUGAAGACUGAUGAACUUGUUGUGUGUGGCGGUCUUGAUGUCGUGAAAUGCCUAAAGAUCUGCUAAGGCCUUUCAUCAGUUCUCUUUCUCAUCCUGUGUUCCAUACAGUGAACUGUCAAAUUCUGCAAAGGUGAUUCUACAAAGAGGAGAAAGUACUCAAAGAGAAUGGGUUCCAUCUCAAUCUCCGCUUUGUGUGCGUGAUAACAGGCCGUGAUUUGAGUUUGCAAUGUGUGUUCAAGUUCAGACUGUCUCACGGUGUCCUUUUCAGUGGUCAGAUUUUCAAUUAGCAGCUGAUUCAGAUCUAAACAGGUGGUUUGAGUCACUGGCUAGUAAGUUCAAUUAAGUAAUUAACAUCUGAGGUGGAAUGAAAAUCAGAGGACUUCUUUGACCCUAGUGACUGGAGUUGCCACUCCCUGCUCUACAUCUUCAUUAGAUGAGGAGAAUCCUGGACACCUUUGGGUGCCUGCUUCAAGGACUUUAAGGUGCUAGGAAUUAAACACUGUGCAUACCAAAGUAUAAGAUUCUCUGUAUAUAUUUCAUGUAUCAGAUGUAACUUCCAGCUUCAGAGUUUCACAAAUGCAGAUAAUUUAAAUUUACAUGCUCAUCUUGUUGGUUGAUAAGAACCUUUUUUAUUUAUUUUUUUUUAAUCUUGACAAGGUUUUCAAUGCCAGGACGCAACUUUUUUUUACAGUUGACACAGCGGGGAGGUUAAGUAGCCAUUGUUUAUCAGCAAUUUAACACUUUUUGAGGAGUAAUUGGUUUUUCAGUUAAUUAUAACUUUUGUUUCCAUUGGGAGUAAUACAAUUAGGUUUUAUUGGUUUUUCUAAAAUAAUGCUUAAAAAGUAUUAUGUGCUUUAUAGCUAGGUUUUAACAUGGUUUGGAAACCUCUUUAAAACACCCAUAUCUGCAAAUGCUAAACAACCCUCUGACAAAAGGCUAUUCUUUAAUAUUGAAGAAUAUUGGAUAUUGUGUCCUCAGAAUAGUUUUUGGAAGGUGGGGAAAUUUCAACUUUCAGGCCCCCACCCCCCGCAGCUUGAGUGUUACAUACAGGUGGAUUAUGGUUUGUUUUAUUUUUUUCUUUAAGGGCUGACCUGUUGUAUAUAUUUGUGGUGUGCUCUAUUUUACUAAUUAAAGCAUGUAAAGAUCUCUGCA
Molecule: messenger RNA, 2721 nt
Organism: Lepisosteus oculatus (spotted gar)
Lineage: Eukaryota; Metazoa; Chordata; Actinopteri; Semionotiformes; Lepisosteidae
Gene: ctdspl3
Product: CTD (carboxy-terminal domain, RNA polymerase II, polypeptide A) small phosphatase like 3
Molecular function (GO): phosphoprotein phosphatase activity
Source: RefSeq, a predicted model, not a curated record